AUGAGCUCUUUUACGCUGUUCGAUGCAGUGGAGUGUUUGUUUCGAAGGAUCAGUCAAUCAAUACGCGCCAACCAGCCAGCCAGCGUUGAAUCAGCUGAUCUCGAUAAAUCACAUCUGCUGGAACUGGAAUCUCUGUUCGGUCAGGCAUUGUUGUCACGAGCAAUCGGGAUAGUAUACGGAAAGCAACCCAUCACAGCGUACUGCAAUUCAGACGGACAGUGUAGCAUCCUUGACGUACCAGGGUCGAAAUACGGCACCGUGUACAAAGUUUUCCCGGGCAUCAAUUUCUGUGCUUGCGAAUCCUUCCGAGACUGGGUGUUGAAACAAAAGCGCCAACCCACCUGCAAGCACGUGCUAGCGGCACGUUUGGCAUUAAUACUGCGACGGAUAAAGGACGAACCACUUGCCCCGAACAAUUGUCUCGGAUUGAAGCAACAAUUCGUUGCAGACUGUAUGAAAUAA
Anopheles marshallii is the source of this 462-nucleotide messenger RNA. Its product is annotated as zinc finger SWIM domain-containing protein 7-like. Lineage: Eukaryota; Metazoa; Arthropoda; Insecta; Diptera; Culicidae. The transcript is spliced from 2 exons. The record is from RefSeq and is a predicted model, not a curated record. Gene Ontology annotation, molecular function: zinc ion binding. Bases 1 to 462 code for a protein of 153 amino acids. Gene Ontology annotation, cellular component: Shu complex. Gene Ontology annotation, biological process: double-strand break repair via homologous recombination.